GCUUUUAAUAUAAAAGAAUUUAUAAAAGAACUAAUAUAGCUAUUUUUCUUAAUUACAAACCCAGUGUUAAAGAUUUAUUUCCCCAUAGCACUUUAAAUUAAUUAUUGUCAAAAUAAACAAAUGUUUAAGCUCUAACUCAGAUUAUGAAUAAAGCUAUAAUGUAUCUUUUGUAACAUUAGUUUAGAGUUUAGUAAUAUAACUUGGCAAAAUGCAUCUUUGCUUUAAAUUUGCUAGGUCACAGUCCUCUGUUGCAUUGGUUCGUAACUUAAGCUCUGCUCAACUUCCUCGACUGCCUGUUCCUCAGCUUCAAGACACCCUCAACAAAUGUCUCAGAUCAAUUCGGCCGCUAGUGACACCUGAACAGCUGGCACAGACUGAGACUGUGUUUCGCCAGUUUGGUGAGCCAGGUGGCGUUGGCUCUCAGCUCCAGCAGCUGCUGAUCAAGAGGGCAGAGAAACAUGAAAAUUGGCUGGCUGAUUGGUGGUUAAACUCAGCCUAUUUAGAGUAUCGAUCCUCAGUCGUUGUCUUCUCCAGUCCGGGCUUGGUAAUGCCAAGGCAACACUUUGAAUCUCCUGAGGAGCAAAUCAUGUUCGCUGCUAAGUUGGUCCUUGCUGUGCUGGACUUUAAAUCACUCAUUGAUAAUGACAAGCUACAAACAGAGAUGAUGGGGAAAGACCCACUGGAUAUGGCACAAUACAAGAAAGUGUUUGGGACUUGUCGUUUACCAAGGAUACCUAGAGAUGAAAUUGUUUAUCACCCUGACUCGAGACAUAUUGUUGUCAUGCAUAACAAUAAUAUAUUCCAGCUGAAUGUAAUAUCAGAUGAUAAUGCUCCGUGUAGUCAACAGCAAAUCUAUGAAGCACUAACUGUAAUUGUGGACAUGUGUGAUCACAAUGUUGCUCCAGUCGGAGUCCUGACUUCGGACCACAGAGAUGUCUGGAGUGAAAACUACCAACUUCUUGUAAAAGAUCCCAGUAACGCUGAGACGUUAAAGAGCAUUGAAAGUGCGUUGUUUGUGUUGUGUCUGGACGACGCCUCAGGUGAGGAGGGGGUUGACGACCGCACCAUGUGUGGGCUGCAGACGAUACACGGUAACGGAGUCAUGUCUAACGGCGGCAACCGCUGGUACGACAAGACCAUUCAGUUCUUAGUGAGCCAGGAGGGGAGAGUUGGAUUGACCUAUGAACAUAGUCCUGCAGAGGGUCAACCCAUAGCUUCAAUUGUCGAUCACAUAAUGUCUUAUAUAGAAUCAAACAAAUCAGCUCAAGUACAAGGCGAUCACACGACUCCCACAAAUCUCUGUGUCCCGUUAAGAUUUAACGUGAAUAAAGAGAUCAAACAAGCUAUAAAAACGUCGGCAUCAAACUUAGAAAAUUUGAUCAACAAUUUAGAAGCUCAAGCGUUUUCCUUUGACAAGUACGGAAAAGAUUUCAUCAAGAGCCAAAAACUCAGUCCUGAUAGCUUUAUCCAGAUGGCGAUGCAGUUUGCAUUUUACAGGCUCCAUAAUGUGCCUGGGGCCCACUACGAGACAGCGUCUACACGCAAGUACCUGCACGGCCGUACAGAGACCAUCCGCUCGUGCUCUCAAGAAAGUGUUGAGUUUGCACAAGCGAUGCUUGACACAGCGACGUCACCUCAGCAAAAAGUUCUGGCCCUGAAAAAAGCUGUGAAUGCUCACAAGGAUUACACAAUACAGGCUUUGAAUGGUUUUGGUGUGGAUAGACACCUGUUAGGCCUGAAACUAACAGCAUUAGACCACGGAUUACCUGUUCCUGCCCUAUACUCGGAUCCUGGCUAUCUGAAGAGCUUGCACAUGAGGAUAUCAACGAGUCAGGUAGCCCUGAAAAGUGACGGUUUCAUGAUCUACGGCCCUCUGGUCGAAGAUGGUUAUGGCUGCUGUUACAACCCGAGACCCAACGACAUCAAGUUUGGCACCACAGCCUUCGUCUCUUGUCCGGAGACUUGUGCUGUUGAGUUCUGCCGCAGUUUGGAGCAGUCUUUGACAGAUAUGCAUCAGCUGUUAGCUUCAACUCCAACUGCCCACCUUUAAGAUCAGGGAUUGCACUUUUGGUCCUUUGUAUUAACGUUAACACAGCUGCUGGUUUCUAACGAUUACAAUGAAAAUAGUUUGUCCUUGAAAUGCGCCUUACUCUAACUCUUUUUAUUGCAUGGUGGUUGUACAAGUAUUUUGAACAUGUACAGUAUAUUUUAUGUGUGUUGAGAAUGUAUUCCUGUAAAGACUGAUUUAUAUUUUUAAUAAUCAAAAGUUUUAUCAUUAAAGAUUUUAUA
Molecule: messenger RNA, 2289 nt
Organism: Macrosteles quadrilineatus (aster leafhopper)
Lineage: Eukaryota; Metazoa; Arthropoda; Insecta; Hemiptera; Cicadellidae
Product: carnitine O-acetyltransferase-like
Exons: 12
Coding region: 209-2050 (613 amino acids)
Biological process (GO): carnitine metabolic process, CoA-linked
Cellular component (GO): peroxisome
Molecular function (GO): carnitine O-acetyltransferase activity
Source: RefSeq, a predicted model, not a curated record